AGAGCAGCUACUGGCAGCUCUGCCCUCCCUCCAAGUCCAGCCUGCAGGGGGGGUUACUGAGCUCUAGUUUCCCCCCCGGCCCCGUGCCCCUGGUGCCCCCAGAUGCUCACCUGCAGGAGGGGGGUGACCCCCUGGACAGGGGCCCCUCGCAGCACCGGUCCCUGGCUCCCAGCACCUCAGCGUCGGAGCUGUUCCUUCCUGGAGCGGCGGCCCCACCUGGACUGGGACCCCCUCCCCCUCCCCCCCCUCCUCCCAAACGUCACUGUCGCUCGCUGUCUGUGCCCGAGGACCUGUCACGGUGCCGCUACACGUGGCGGCCCAGCGCCUCGCGGGUCUGGACUCCCGUCAGUCGCCAGCAGUGCCACGGUGGUGCUGGGGGAGGGUCUGCAGGGGGCGCGGCGGUGAUGGGAGGAGGGGCUAUAGGGGCCUCUGGAGGCGGAGCCUGUCCGCUCCGCGCCCCCAGCUCGUCUCUGAACUCGUCGCUGCACUCGUCCUCUAGCCCCACCUUCUUCAGCUUGGCGCUGUCGCCCGACUCCCCGCUGCCCUGGAGCUUCCCCUGGGACCCCAGCGAAGCAGCAGCAGGAGGCGGAGCCUGCUGCUGCUUCUUCCCCUCCCCUUCCUCCUGCUCGUCUUCGCCAUCCCCCUUACACCCGCCUCCUCCUCCUCAGAGGAGGUUCUCCCUCUCUCCGGUGCUCAUCAGAGACUCGGCAGCCUCCACCUUUCUUCCUCCACCUCCAGUGCCGAGCCAAGCGGCGGCGCCUCCUCUGGGCUGCGCCUCCACAGCCAGGGUGUCCGCGGGGGCCCCGGUGCCCGCCUCCCCCUCCUCGGCGUGCAGCACGCCGUCCUCCCUCCGCCGCAGCCUCCCGCCACAGCUGCCACGCUGUCACUCACAACCCUGUGACCUGCUGCUGCUCAAACCUGGUCUGAAGAGACGCCGAGACCCCGACAGGCCCUGCGCCAGGCCAGUCCUGGACUUCCUUAAGAUGACACAGACGCGCAGCAUGGACCCUCAGUGCCUGGAGCGCAGCGGUGGACGUCUGUCCAGCGGGGGGGACGUCUGUAAGGGCGUGGACACCUUCAUGAGUGACUUUAGACGCUCCUGCUCGCCGGCCGAGUGCCUGGGCAGGACCAGCAURGGCCCGCUGAGCGAGAGCGACGAGGAGUGCCGCGAGGAUGACGAGGACGAAGAGGAGGAGGUGGAGGAGCGGGAGGCGGCGCAGCAGGCUGUGUUUGAGAGGGACUGUACAGAACUGGACCUGAACCUGAUAGAAGAAAACUGACAUGUCUGUAAAUCAAGGCUCUUCUCUGUUUUUCUUUUAUAAUCUAGUUUUAUUUUGAAAAGAUCUGGCCCCUCCCCCUCUCUCCUGACACGCCGUGGUCUCGUCACUUGACGCCUCCUCUCUACCAAUCAGCAGAGCUCUCAGGAACAACAUCUUCUCCCAUUGGACGAGCUGAUUAACAACAACGGUGAUGAUGUGGCUGCCAGCCUUACAGACUGUGGCUCCGCCUCCAGACAGGUACGCGCCGCGUCCAGGCGUCUUCCAACAGGUAGCUGCACAAACAGAACGCUGCCCACCUGAAGCUGCAUCACCACGCCCACCGCCACGCACAGCCCAAACAGGAAGUUCAGCUUCUGUUUACAUCUAAAUCUGUUUCUGAUCAAUCAGAAACAGAUUAAAUAAAUCUUAUUUAACGUCUAAAUUUUAAUAAAGAAAAUAGAUUUAUUUUUUACUGCAGAAAAGAACAAAAUAAAUCUAAUUUUCACUCUUUAUCUUUGAUCCCGAAUAUUUUGUUUUUCUGACGGAUCAACAGAAAAUCAGAUCAAAGUUUUAUUUAAUGAAAGUUUAAUCAGCAGUGUUUUAAAUGUGUGUAUUCUGGUCUGAAACACUUCCUGUCUGGGUCAUGUGACCUGGUCAUGUGAUGCCUUCAGGUUGUCAGCUUCCUGUCAGUCUUUACUGAGGGCGUAACGCCACUGAUGCUGUUGUUGACCUGAGUGUUGCACUUUCCUCUCAUUCUGUAACUGUGUGAGUGUGUGUGUGUGUGUGUGUGUGUGUGUGUGUGUGUGUGUGUGUGUGUGUGUGUGU
Molecule: messenger RNA, 2084 nt
Organism: Austrofundulus limnaeus
Lineage: Eukaryota; Metazoa; Chordata; Actinopteri; Cyprinodontiformes; Rivulidae
Gene: fam53c
Product: family with sequence similarity 53 member C
Biological process (GO): protein import into nucleus
Cellular component (GO): nucleus
Source: RefSeq, a predicted model, not a curated record